AUGGAAAUGGAGGAUAGGAUCAGUGCCUUACCUGAUGGCAUCUUGUGCCACAUUCUCUCUUUUCUCCCAACUCGUGACACCAUCGCCACUAGUUGUCUCUCCAAAAGGUGGUGUCCAUUAUGGCGUUCCGUCCCUGCUCUCGACCUCCACCUAGACGAUCAAACCUAUCUUCAAAGCGGUUGUAUUUACUCCCCUUUCUUAAACUUUGCCUAUGCCACCCUCCUCUCGCACAACGCACAGCAACCUCUCAUGCUUGUACGCUUACGCAUCAACACUCGCGUGGGCCCAAACUACAUCUUCCCAAAGGCCCACUUCAACAUAUUGAUUAAGGCUGUCAUUAAGCGUGGCAUGGCAUUUUCAGGAGUUUAUUACAAGACAAACAUCUUACCACCCAUUAUUGUCUCUUAA
Cajanus cajan (pigeon pea) is the source of this 408-nucleotide messenger RNA. NCBI's taxonomy places the organism in Eukaryota, Viridiplantae, Streptophyta, Magnoliopsida, Fabales, Fabaceae. The record is from RefSeq and is a predicted model, not a curated record.